AUGGGCGACUCCAAGGAAGAGAGGGAGAAUCGUCUGUGCUCCCCGGUUGCUGUUCCUCAAACGCAGACACACAGCUUGGAGCAGAUCCAGCAGCAGCUGACUCAGAUCAAUGUCUCGCUGGCUGGCCUGUGCCGGCCCUGCCCCUGGGACUGGGAGCUCUUCCAGGGAAGCUGCUACCUCUUCUCCCAGACUCAGGGCAGCUGGGAAGCCUCAGCCUCCUCCUGCCAGGACCUUGGAGCCCACCUGGUGAUUAUCAACAGUGUUGAAGAGCAGAGAUUCAUGAAAUACUGGAAUGUGAGGAAGAACCAACGCUCCUGGAUUGGCCUCAGUGACCUUAGACGUGAAGAUUCCUGGCAGUGGGUGGAUGGCACCCCUCUUCAGCUCAGCUUUUGGAAAGAAGGGGAGCCCAACAAUGAUGGGGAUGAGGACUGUGUGGAGCUGUUCACAGAUGACUGGAAUGAUAAUAAAUGCACCGAGCAAAACUUCUGGGUGUGUGAGCAGCCCUCGGUUCCCUGCCCUCAUCACUGA
Molecule: messenger RNA, 528 nt
Organism: Peromyscus californicus insignis
Lineage: Eukaryota; Metazoa; Chordata; Mammalia; Rodentia; Cricetidae
Product: CD209 antigen-like protein 2
Exons: 5
Coding region: 1-528 (175 amino acids)
Source: RefSeq, a predicted model, not a curated record